CGAAAACACAGGAAGCACCUAUUAUUUCAAUUCUGGUCAAGUAGCUGAACAGACGUUGCCAAGAUGAACUCUCUUUUUGUUAUUGCUUCUCUGGUGGUUUUGAGUGCUGUGCAGGCGCAAGAUGCCGCAACAACAGUGAAACCCCAUCAUCACAGUCACCAGACGCAUGCCGCCCAUGUCCACACCACACACGAGGCCAAGGAGACAGACAAGUACUCCUUUGUCUAUGACGGGAAAAGUCAUGAUAUGGUUGUGAAGACAGGAGAUGAUUGUUACAUCAUGCCUCUGACUGACAAACAGAGAACCAUGGUUCACGACCCUGCUGAAAUCAAGAAAGUGGAGGCUAAAGCUCUCAGGUUGAUCAUCGACAACUCUGUCCAGAGCAAUAUUGACCAGUCCGUCCUUGACCACCAUCUUGCACAUUUCUGCAAAGGUUCCACCAAGAUCAUUAUGCUCGCCAACAAUUAAACAAUGUACACUUCGUAUCAGCUCGUUGCCAUAACUACGUAUCGUUAUGAGGAUGCCGUGUGAGAGUGAAGGA
Molecule: messenger RNA, 541 nt
Organism: Haliotis rubra (blacklip abalone)
Lineage: Eukaryota; Metazoa; Mollusca; Gastropoda; Lepetellida; Haliotidae
Exons: 4
Coding region: 64-468 (134 amino acids)
Source: RefSeq, a predicted model, not a curated record